AUGUACAUCUCGUUGUUCUUACGCGGGAAACUCCGAGGACGGCCAGUAACAGCGGCGACUGACUGUCAAGCACCCAGCCGCAGAAUCUUUGUCUCAGAUCAAAAGCCGAAUCUCCGGUUCUUGAUCGACACCGGCUCUGACGUAUCAUGUUAUCCCAAACGUCUUCUACGAGACUGUCACACAUCUACAGACUUUAAACUAAGUGCCGCCAACGGUAGUACUAUCAAGACCUACGGAACCUGUUCUAUGACAUUGGACCUAGGCCUUCACCGUAGUUUUGCAUGGCAGUUCACAGUUGCAGAUGUCAGUGUUCCAAUCAUUGGCUCAGACUUCCUCAGUUACUACCAUUUGCUUCCUGACUGUCGAUUGUUGCGACUUCAUGAUGCCAAAACUGGACUUAUCACAGGAGGACAACUUUCCGUUACGACUCAAUGUAGCGUAAAAUCCGUAGUCACUACUUCUUCCCUCUCUAAAAUCUUGCACGAAUUCCCUGAAAUUACUCGCCCUCCAGGAUUGCCUCGAGAAGUGAAGCACCAGAUAGUACAUCAUAUACACACAACUCCAGGACCUCCUGUAUUCUGCCGACCACGACGACUGGCCUCUGUAAAGCUCAAGCUUCCUGGACUUCCAGUCUCUGCGGGGGGCUGA
Messenger RNA from Macrosteles quadrilineatus (aster leafhopper), 648 nucleotides. RefSeq lists its product as uncharacterized. The record is from RefSeq and is a predicted model, not a curated record. Bases 1 to 648 code for a protein of 215 amino acids. NCBI's taxonomy places the organism in Eukaryota, Metazoa, Arthropoda, Insecta, Hemiptera, Cicadellidae. The transcript has a single exon.